Molecule: messenger RNA, 2431 nt
Organism: Doryrhamphus excisus (bluestripe pipefish)
Lineage: Eukaryota; Metazoa; Chordata; Actinopteri; Syngnathiformes; Syngnathidae
Gene: srfb
Product: serum response factor b
Biological process (GO): positive regulation of transcription by RNA polymerase II
Molecular function (GO): cis-regulatory region sequence-specific DNA binding; DNA-binding transcription factor activity, RNA polymerase II-specific; protein dimerization activity
Source: RefSeq, a predicted model, not a curated record
GAGAAAGUGCUGAGAGUUUGUCCAUAGAAGAGGACGAAGACAAUUGUGGAGGCUGCCGAGGACCCGCUGGGCAGCAUCACUUAGCGAACUUUCUUUCCCUUGUUGUUGUUGUUGGACUCCCCCCGCAUUGUGUGACCCAUUGGUACAUGCGGUUUGUCAGUCAUUUACCAGAUAGCGAGCUCCAGCUUUGUGGGCUGGUGUCAACACAGUCGCCCCAGUACGUAGAAUGUUACCGAGCCAGGUUGGGACGGCACCACUGGGAAACGCGUCAGCAUCAGGUAGAGGUACCGUCGGGCUCGGUUCAAGCGUUGUGGCGGGCGGGAUUCGUCCCGUCUUGAUCCGAACAGGGCAAGCUUCUCUUGGGCUCAGCGAGAGUGUCGCGCGGCACGGAACCAGAGAGACCAUCGGGAUGCUGGGGACGAACGGUCCAGGGGGUCCGCGAGGUGUGAGGUCCGGGAACGGGACAGGAGUCAGCCCGCUUCAGACAGCCAUCCAGGGCAGCAUGGUGGGUUUGAACGCAGGGAUUGUGUUGCCUCACGGAGCCAGGUUUGACCCGGACAGAGAGACGGUGCCUUUAUGCAGCGGCUCGGACAAUGACUCGGACUCGGGGGAUGAUGACGAACCACUCGGGGACAACCGGAGAGGGGUGAAGCGGGAGAGAGCGGAGAUGGAAGCCGCCGUGACGGGGCAGGAGGUGGGAGUCGCUCCCGGAGGUUACGGCCUGGUUCCCGGAGGGGUUGCUGGGGCCAAGCCCGGGAAGAAGACACGUGGUCGCGUCAAGAUAAAGAUGGAAUUUAUUGACAACAAGUUGAGACGUUACACCACUUUCAGCAAGAGGAAGACUGGCAUUAUGAAGAAGGCCUAUGAGCUCUCCACCCUGACGGGAACCCAAGUUCUGCUGCUUGUGGCCAGCGAAACAGGUCACGUAUACACUUUUGCCACUCGUAAACUCCAGCCCAUGAUCACCAGUGAGACGGGCAAAGCUCUGAUCCAAACAUGCCUCAACUCGCCGGACUCACCGCCACGCUCCGACCCCUCCACUGACCAGCGCAUGAGUGCCACGGGCUUUGAGGAAACGGACCUCACCUACCAGGUGUCUGAGUCGGAGAGCAUGGGCGACACUAAGGACACGUUGAAACCAACGUUCACGGUAGCCAACCUACCUGGCAGUACCAGCAGCGCCCAGGCCACGGUGCCCACCACCUCCACCAGCAUGCAGGUGAGCAGCGGGCCCAACUUUCCCAUCACCAACUACCUGGCGCCUGUCUCCACCAGCGUCAGCGCCAACGGAACUGUCCUCAAGACCACCGGCGCAUCAACGGGGGUGAUGCAACUGCCCAGUGGUUUCACUUUCAUGCCUGCAGGCACUCCUCUACCCCCUGGCACCCCCACCAUUCCUCUGAGCCAGCUGCAGCAGCACUCCCUGACCCUCCAGGGGCAGCAUGGUCAGACUCUGGCCGCCACCCCUCAGUCUCAGCAGGGCCAGCAGGCUGUCUUCCGCUUCCCUGCUGCUGUCUCUCUCACAGGGCCGGGUGUCCCUCAGCAGCUCCAGGCCAUUCAAGUCCACCCCAACACCCAGUCCACCCCCAACAGUGAGAGCAGCCCCGAGAUGUCCCACGCCUCCACAAACUCCACAUCAACCGUGAGUCUCCCCGCAACCAUCGUCACUUCAACGGUGCCAACAUCAGUGGCGGGUCACAUGAUGUACCCCAGCCCCCACACGGUCAUGUACGCCUCCACGCCCACGCUGGCCGACGGGGGUCUCGCUGUGCUCAACGCCUUCUCCCAGGGCUCGUCGGCCAUGCAGGUGUCCCACGCACAAGCCCAAGACGCAGGUGCCGUACCGCAGGUAUUCCUCACCGCACCUUCAGGCACGGUGCAGAUCCCCGUCUCGGCGGUGCAGCUUCACCCAGUACGGCAAGAUCUGCAUUUCACAAAUGGUGAUUGGCCCACAGAGCGGCAGCAGCACUAACCUGACGGAGCUGCAGGUGGUCAACUUGGACGCGGCACAAAACUCCAAAAGUGACUGCUAAGACACGAAGAGCAUCCUUUCAUGGACUGUGUGCCAUCUUUAUUAUUUAUUUAUGAUGCCUUCCUACAAAACACAUCACACUUUUUAAACUUACAUAGAAACACACAAUCAAUUGCGUGUGUGUGUGUGUGUGUGUGUUGACUCCUUUUACAGUAUGUUUUGGUAUAAAUAAAUAUAAAUAUAUAUAUAUUCGCAAAUGCAUAGGAAGUAUAUCACUACCCGUGUCAUCAGAAUUCUAUUUUCUAUGUCGUUAGAUGGUAUUUUUGUGUGCGCGUGCCUUUUUUCUUUUUCAAUUUGUUUUGAACACAGUUGGGUGCCACAAAGUGACAUUUGUCGGAAUGUACACAAACACAUGCAUUUUGCUAAUGUAUAUAGUUUUUUUUUUUUUUAAGACAACAC